UUGAUUGCAGCCAAAGCCGCCACAAAGAUUCAAGCCGUAUUUCGAGGCCACAAAGUGAGAGAAACCAUGAAAAAAUCGGAAACCAAAACUACAACCAACAAUGGCAGCGCCUCUGCCUCUGCCUCUGCCCCUGCCUCUGCUGCUGCCGCCGAGCCGGAGCCCACCAAAGCAGAGCUCGAGGCUGAGUUCGAUCCGAACGACAAAGAGCUGUGCCAUGCUGCGCUGAAGAUUCAGUCCACUUUCCGUGGCCAUCUGGCACGCAAGCUGGUCAACAAAGAUGUGCCGGAGGACGAGGACAUACAGGAGAUAACCAAGAAGGUGGCCGAGGAGCUGGACAUUGAUCUAACCGAUCCGGAGCUAAACAAGGCAGCCACCAAAAUCCAAGCAUCGUUCCGUGGCCACAAGAUCCGCAGGGAAACCAAUCCCGAAUAAGCUGCGCCAAUGCGCAGACUUCUCAAUUUGUUGGUGUCGGCUGACCACAGAGCAGUCUACAAAUAUUAAAAAAAAAAAAUAAAAAUAAAAAUAAAAAAAUUGAUUAAACAAACAGAAAACAAGAAACAAAAAUUGGUAAAAUGUAACUGUGCAUAGUGUUUGAUGAAGCCUGCACUCGUGUAAACUUUUUAGAAAAUAUGUUAAUUAAUAAAUUAAUAAUAUGAAUAAUUCAUUAUUUUAUAAGCAAUAAUUCAAUUAAUGGAAAGGCAAUUAAUGUUUCCAGUUUUGAGUUCUUCAAUUCUACAACUGAAUGAAAUCUGUCAAAGAUCUCAAUCGAUUUAUUCUAUAAGCCAGCUGGAUUUGUUGUAUGGAAUGGUUUGCGAGAGAUCAAUUAGAUUCUCUAUAUGAAUUCCAUUCGUAAAUUAUGUGUAAAGCCGACCCGAGCCAAUUAUUAGCUUAUAACUGAAGCAUACUAUGGAAACUUCCUUGUUUAUUAAUUUCUAU
Molecule: messenger RNA, 936 nt
Organism: Drosophila navojoa
Lineage: Eukaryota; Metazoa; Arthropoda; Insecta; Diptera; Drosophilidae
Gene: igl
Product: IQ calmodulin-binding domain containing protein igloo
Molecular function (GO): calmodulin binding
Source: RefSeq, a predicted model, not a curated record